Phragmites australis (common reed) is the source of this 1413-nucleotide messenger RNA. RefSeq names its product protein LIKE COV 2-like. The transcript is spliced from 7 exons. The record is from RefSeq and is a predicted model, not a curated record. NCBI's taxonomy places the organism in Eukaryota, Viridiplantae, Streptophyta, Magnoliopsida, Poales, Poaceae. Gene Ontology annotation, cellular component: Golgi apparatus. The coding region runs from base 214 to 900 and encodes 228 amino acids.
AGUUGACGUCGUCGACUCGUCGUCUCUCCUGUCUCUCGGGGACCACCCUUGCGUACUCCGCCACCAGCCGCUUUGCUUGCCUGCUACUCGCCGCCAGCCAAAAGCAGUCGCCCCCGUCCCGCCCGCCCGAAGCGACGCCUCACCUCGUAUCUGCUCGGUUCGCUCCGCCCGCCUCGCGAGGAGCUUCUGGAAGGGGGAGGGCCCGGCGGAGCCAUGGCGGAGGAGAAGGAGUCGACGUCGAUCCCGCUCAGCCAGGCGGCGGAGGCGGUCGACCCAGAGGACCCGGCCAAGUCGCCGCCGCGCCCCAGCUCGCCCACAACUUCCACCCGCAAGGCAUGCUGUGCUGUUCUUCAAAGUUGGGUGUCAAGAAAAUUUAUGACUGGAUGUGUAGUUCUUUUCCCUGUUGCAGUCACGUUCUUCAUCACUUGGUGGUUUAUUCAAUUUGUUGAUGGUUUUUUCAGUCCACUAUAUGCAAAACUUGGAAUCGACAUAUUUGGUCUUGGUUUUUUGACUUCUCUGGUAUUCAUAUUUCUGGUCGGAAUAUUUGUUUCUUCAUGGGUGGGUUCAACCAUAUUCUGGGUGGGAGAAUGGUUUAUAAAGAAAAUGCCAUUUGUAAGGCACAUAUACUCAGCAUCAAAGCAAGUCAGCACUGCGAUUUCACCAGAUCAAAACACAACAGCAUUUAAAGAAGUUGCAAUAAUUCGUCAUCCACGUAUUGGUGAAUAUGCAUUUGGAUUCAUAACGUCAACAGUUGUCCUUCAGACUGACAAAGGCGACGAAGAACUGUGUAGUGUGUAUGUGCCAACAAAUCAUCUGUACAUCGGUGACAUAUUUCUGGUGAACUCUGAGGAGAUCAUACGACCUAAUUUAUCCAUUAGAGAAGGAAUUGGUAAGAAAUAAUUGUUUCAGGAGGAAUGACCAUGCCUCAAGUGAUUGCAUCACUAGAGCCCACCCCGCGGAAAAGCCAGAACAUUCGCUUAAAUAGAAUGUGAUGAUGUAACACAAGUUACCGAAGCAACAAGAUAAAAAAAAUCACCAGCAUAUUAGCCCCAUCAGUUCUGUUUUGCAUCUUUACGGACAUCGAGUUGUGCAUCAAGCAGUUAGCGCUACCUGCGGACGGGCGACUCGGUGCUUGGAGAGGGGAACACUUUGUGCUGAGACGUCGUAGCAUUCCAAACGCGAGAGGAAGCAUCGUGUUGAUGGGCUGGGUUACUUUUGUAUCACUCUUGUUGUGGUACGCUUUGUGCACCGACUGGUCCGAAAUGUUAACGUCAACGCGCGAGAGUUGUAUGAGUAGCGUGCCUGAUUAAAUUGAUUGUAACAGUAUGUUGUAUAAUGUUGCCUUUGUGUCACAUUACAAGAAUACACAACCCUCCGACUUGGUUUCUUCUCAGAGAGCAACACUUUUUUUUU